GAUUAACUUGUAACUUCUAAUCACUUCGAAUUUGAUCAAUCAAGCUUUCUAGAAAACUUUAUAACUUUUCAAUGUGCAUGUCUGCAUUCUAUUGCAUCUGCAUGCAACAAUGCAGUCUAGAUCAUUCGUUCACAUUGGUUCACAUAGAAAUAAGGAUCCGACAAGUAACUAUUCGUUUCCGUGGUAACGGAUCGAAUGUCAAAACAAAUCUUUGAUUUGAUGUCAAAGUAUUCGCGCAAUCUUAUACUUUUUGCUACAAUUGUUAAAUUGUGCAUUUUUAACUGAUAAACAAAUAAAACAAUAUGAGAGCUCAUCCAACAUGGGUUGAUAAAGUUCAAGACAAAACACAGCAAUGCAUAUAUGAUCUCUGUUUCAAUCCUGAUGGAUCACAAUUGGUAGUUGCUGCUGGACAGCAAGUACUGGUUUAUGAAACUAGUGAAGGUGGUUUAAUUCAACCACUCAAAGGGCAUAAGGAUACGGUGUACUGUGUUUGCUAUGCCAGAGAUGGAAAAAAAUUUGCCUCUGGUAGUGCAGACAAAAGUGUGAUAAUAUGGACAUCAAAACUUGAAGGAAUUCUAAAGUAUUCGCACAAUGAAGCUGUACAGUCUAUGCAAUUCAAUCCAGUAUCUCAUCAACUUUUGAGUUGUUCUUUAUCAGACAUUGCAUUCUGGUCUUCAGAACAGAAAGCUGUUCAAAAAUACAAAUCAGGUGGAAGGGUGAAUUGUUGUGCAUGGACCAAAGAUGGUCAAUAUUUGGCUAUUGGUUUAGCGGCUGGAUAUGUGUCAAUAAGAAACAAAAAUGGAGAAGAAAAAACGAGAAUUGACAGAUCCAGUGGGACACCUAUUUGGAGUUUAUCAUGGAGCCCUAUUAAAGAUGAUACAGUAGAUAUACUGUGCAUUGCUGAAUGGUGUGGCACGUUGUCAUUUUAUACUAUCAGUGGAAGUCCAGUUGGACGGGAUAGAUCUCUUAAUUGUAUUCCAUUGCAUGUCACACAUUUUCCAGAGGGUCAAUACAUACUGGUUUCUGGUAGCAAUAAGCGAUGCCAAUUAAUGACUCAUGAUGGUAUACAAUUAGCUAACAUUGGUAACAUAUUUUCAUCCUGGGUUUGGAGUUGUGCUGUUCACCCAGCAUCAUCUCACGUUGCGAUCGGUUGUCAAGAUGGUACCAUUACGUAUUUACAAUUGUCCUGGAGUACAGUUCAUGGAUUGUACGGUGAUAGAUAUGCGUAUAGAGAAAAUAUGACUGAUGUUAUAAUUCAACACUUGGUGACAAAUCAGAAAGUGCGAAUUAAGUGUAAGGAUCUUGUAUGCAGAAUUGCUGUAUAUCGCGAUAGACUUGCUGUACAAUUACCAGAGCGUGUAAUAAUAUAUGAGCCUUCUGGAAACAGUGAAGGAAUGCAUUAUCGUAUUCGGGACAAACUUGCUCAAACACUCAAUUGCAAUCUUCUAGUUGUCACAACGAAUCAUUUGGUACUGUGUUUGGACAAACGAUUACAAAGUCUCACAUUUACUGGUGUUAUUGAAAGAGAAUGGAUUCUCGAUGGUUCCAUCACGUAUAUUAAAGUAGCUGGAGGUCCAGCUGGUCAGGAAUGCUUGAUAGCAGGAUUAAAAACGGGUCAAGUUAUUAAAAUAUAUUUGGACAAUCCUUUCCCUGCGCAUUUGGCUAAAGUAGAAGGAGCUGUGAGGUGCUUGGACAUCAGUUCACUGAAAGAAAAACUUGCGGUAGUCAGUGAAACGGGUGUCUUGUCAGUAUUUGAUUUACAUACAGAAGAAAAAAUACGAGAAUUUCAAGAUAUUACCAGUGUAGCAUUCAACAGCGCAUUUGAAGAUAUAAUGUGCUUUUCCGACGCAAACAAUUUGUCCAUAAAAGUUGCACAAUUUCAGGAAUACAAGCAAAAGUUUUCUGGUUUUGUAGUCGGUCAUAAUGGAUCAAAACUUUACUGCUUGAAUGGAUCAUCAAUCAUCACAAUAGAAGUACCUUUAUCAUCAUCGAUGUAUCACUACUUAGAAAUUGGUCAGUUCGAAGAAGCAUACGCCAUAGCUUGUCUGGGAGUUGCAGAUACGGAUUGGCUUGCAUUAGGCAUAGCUGCACUUGAUAAUCUAGAAUUAAAUAUCGCCUACUCAGCCUUUGCGAGAAUCAAGAAGCUACGUUAUAUAGAAAUAGUAUCAGAGGUCGAAGAGAAACUAAAAUCUGGUGAAUGGGGACGCGAAGCUUGUAUGGCCAUUGCUGCUGCAGCAAUGGGUAGACUUCGCGAGGCUGCAAGAUUAUAUCAAAAAGCAGGAUUACAACAAUAUGCGUUGGAUAUGUAUUCUGAUUUGAGAAUGUUCGACAUGGCACAGGAGUUUAUAGCCAGUGGCGAUACACAGGACCGAACAGUAUUAUUACGUCGUAGAGCAGAAUGGGCAAAAAGUUUAGGAGAGCCACGUGCUGCUGCCGAGAUGUUUCUUUCCGCAGGAGAUAUACAGCGUGCGAUAAAUAUUAUAGCAGAAUAUGGAUGGAUCGAUAUGCUCAUAAAAGUUGGCAGACAACUGGAUAAGGCUGAAAGAGAAAGUCUUUCUAUAAUAGCAAAGAAACUUCGACAGUUGGGAGCCACUCACGGCGCUGCUGAAAUAUUUAGUCGUCUCGGUGAUGAUCCUGAUGUAGCUGACGUACUCGUCGACGCGCAGGCAUGGCCUGAGGCUUUCGAGUUGGCUGAAAGGAAUCCAAAACUUAAGCCUCAUGUGUAUGGACCUUAUGCUAGAUGGUUGGCUGAAACCGGACGUUUUUCAGAAGCUCAACAAGCUUUUCAAAUGGCUGGCCAGCCUGAAGAAUCUAUAGCUGUUCUGACAACGUUAGCCAGAAACGCAGUUACAGAAAAGAGAUUUCGAGAUGCAUCAUACUUGUAUUGGCUUCUCUCUCAGUUGAGUCUCGAAUUGCCAAAGAGUGACGAAGAGACUAAUACUGUGUUUCAGAUGUAUUCUGACAAAGCAGAUAUUUACUACGCGUAUCACGAAGUUUACAAGUAUUUGGAAGAACCUUUUACUUCACUCAUGCCGGAAGCUCUCUUUAAUAUCUCUAGAUUUCUAUUAAUGAAGACACAAGAUAUAGAGUUAGAAGGUGUAUACAAGUUAACUAUAAUAUAUGCUCUCGUAAAGCAGGCUCGACUACUGGGUGCAAAUAAAUUAGUAAUGCAAUUAUUUGAACGACUUAGAGGAAUGAAGAUUCCGGGAAAUCUCUUAGCGCAGGCAGAGAUAUCAAUGCUGGGAGCCAGAUCAUAUCCAUAUAGAGAUCCAGAGGAAUUGUUACCAUUGUGUUACAGAUGCUCGACAUUUAAUUCCUUACUACCAGCUAGUAACGUUUCAGGAAACAGCUGUGUCCAAUGCGGACUGAAAUUCCAACACUCAUUUGUUAUGUUUGAAAUUUUACCCGUCGUUGAAUUUGAAUUGGAGGAAAGUAUCAGCGAUGAGGAGGCUGAAAAAUUAAUAGAGGAACCUUUACCAGCUUCAGAUAGUUCUGCUGUUGAAGAUCAAUUGACAAUAUCCAACAAUGUGGCGGAUUUAUUUACUGCGCGUUUGAUACGAUACGAAGAUAAAUUGGGUGACUCGAAAAUAACUGUGGGACGAGGUGUACUAAGAAGUAUGGAACCUUCCAGUGUAUUAAUAGCUAAAUGGCCUAAACCAUUCAAGACACGAUACUUUAGGAAUCUCUUACCAGAUCUUCAAAUAACAUUAUGUAAAACAUGCUUUAAGUUAUUUCAUUCUGAUGAUUAUGAAUUAUCUUUACUACGACAUGGGCAUUGUCCAUUCUGUCGGACACCUAAUGUCGCUGCAAGCCAAAGUCUUUAAAACCCCAGAUGUACACCACGGGUCUCAAAAAUUGAAGUAUUCGACCCUGGCAGACUUUAAGAAAUGAAAUCAAAAAACUCGAAGUUAUAUUUUAUUGAGAAAAAUGACAGUCUCACUAUUUUUAGAUUUUGUAUCGUACCCGUUAAAUAUUCUUUUUAUGGAAGUUUGGGGAAAUAAAAGUAUUCCGUCCAAUUGCAA
Molecule: messenger RNA, 4022 nt
Organism: Cephus cinctus (wheat stem sawfly)
Lineage: Eukaryota; Metazoa; Arthropoda; Insecta; Hymenoptera; Cephidae
Gene: Oseg1
Product: intraflagellar transport protein 122 homolog
Exons: 16
Coding region: 303-3824 (1173 amino acids)
Biological process (GO): non-motile cilium assembly; protein localization to cilium; intraciliary retrograde transport
Cellular component (GO): intraciliary transport particle A; non-motile cilium
Molecular function (GO): protein binding
Source: RefSeq, a predicted model, not a curated record